Oreochromis aureus is the source of this 1687-nucleotide messenger RNA. RefSeq names its product chymotrypsin-like protease CTRL-1. The record is from RefSeq and is a predicted model, not a curated record. The transcript is spliced from 6 exons. The coding region runs from base 118 to 1377 and encodes 419 amino acids. Gene Ontology annotation, molecular function: serine-type endopeptidase activity. Lineage: Eukaryota; Metazoa; Chordata; Actinopteri; Cichliformes; Cichlidae. Gene Ontology annotation, biological process: proteolysis.
CAACAAGUCUGACCUGAUUCUUUGGUGGGGCCCUGAUGACUGUCAGGAACAGGUGGAGCUGGACAUAAAUUUGACAUAUUUAAAGUCUAAGAUGAGCUGAAACAGGUGCAGUUAACCAUGGCUCUGCAACAGUUUGUGUGCUGCUUCACUGUGCUGAUCAUUUUCUUCUGCAAAGGUUGUCACUCACAGCAGCCCGCAUGUGGCAGCAGGUCUGUGAACAGCAGCAGCAUCACAGGAGGUCAUGAUGCUGCAGCAGGAAGUUGGCCCUGGUUCGCUGAUAUAAGAGUUGUUGGAGGGCCUCCAUCCAUUAAUACUGGUUUUAUAGCUCUGUCUACCAGUUUUGGUUUUGGAGGGUCUCUGAUCAACGACCAGUGGGUGCUGACAGCUGCAUCCACCAUGUCACUGGAUUUCAGUAGCGUGGUGGUCUAUCUGGGCCGGAACAGUCAGUCAGGUCCAAACCCAAAUGAAGUGAAUCGCACAGUGGUAAACAUCACCUGCCAUCCUGGAUUCAACUCAUCAACUCGUGAGAACGACAUUUGUCUUCUGAAGCUGUCGGCUCCUGUGAAUUUCACAGACAACAUCUGGCCGAUCUGCUUAGCCUCACAAAACAGCACUUUCAACAAUGAGACCAGCAGCUGGGCCAUCGGCUUUAGUAUCUUUGGAAAUAACCUGCUGGAGGCAAAAGUAUCAAUAGUGGGAAACAAUGAGUGCAAAGCCAGCUAUCCACAGGUCCCAGACAGCAUCAUCUGUACUGGAGAGACGGAUUCAUGUUUGACUAGUCUUGGGGCACCACUGAUGACUCAGAGUGGAUCCAUCUGGCUGCAGAGUGGAGUUUUCAUUGCUGCUGGAUGCUUUUUCCUUCCUUCAGUCUACACUCCUGUGUCCCAGUACCAGAAAUGGAUCAGCGACACAGUUACAGGGACACCACCAGGCUUUGUUACCUUCCCCUCCCCACACAGUUCAUUACAAACCACUGCUCCUCCCACAGCUCCUCCAACUGCUCCUCCUGCCCCUCCCACCCCUCCCACCCCUCCUCCUGCUCCUCCCACCACUCCUAUUGCCCCUCCCACCACUUCUCCUGCCCCUCCCACCACUUCCACCACUCCUCCUGCCCCUCCCACCACUUCUCCUGCCCCUCCCACCACUUCUCCUGCCCCUCCCACCACUCCUCCUGCUCCUCCCACCACUUCCACCACUCCUCCUGCCCCUCCCACCACUCCUCCUGCCCCUCCCACCCCUUCCACCACUCCUCACACUUCCCCGACAUGUGUGGGUGUGUUUUGCAGUGGUAAAAACCUGAUCCACUUCACUCACUUCACCACACUGUGUGUUCUUGUUGUGUUGCUCCAUGUGUUUGCUGGAACUGUUGGAAACUAGAUGAAAAUAUUUACUCAAGUUCAAGUACAAACAUGAAGAACUUUACCUGACAUGUUACUUUACAACUUUAAGAACCUUUUAUUUCACCGUAUUUAUGGACAUCAGGAGGGUUUUCCUUAUUAGAAAAGUUAUUAUUUUUAUGUGAUUAUUUUCUCUACACAUCUGUCUGUAUUUGCUUUACUGUCUAAAAACCGACUGUCAUUACGAAAUGAAGCCUUCUUACAUAAUUCUGAGGAGUCGUCAUCACACACUUAUUUCUGUUGUUUGCUCAAAAUCUUAAACUAAUCUAUUAAAAUCCUUUGAAAUCUUC